This is a messenger RNA of Culex quinquefasciatus (southern house mosquito), 2410 nucleotides long. RefSeq lists its product as uncharacterized. The transcript is spliced from 5 exons. The record is from RefSeq and is a predicted model, not a curated record. NCBI's taxonomy places the organism in Eukaryota, Metazoa, Arthropoda, Insecta, Diptera, Culicidae. Gene Ontology annotation, molecular function: oxidoreductase activity. Gene Ontology annotation, cellular component: endoplasmic reticulum. The coding region runs from base 544 to 2361 and encodes 605 amino acids.
AGUCAAUUUAGCUUUAACUAGGUUUUAGACACGCCAUGCAACAACAAUGUAUAUAAGCCAAAGGCCAUUGACCCAAUCAUCACCUAUUGACGCUCAUUAAACCAGACCACCUAGUACACAACACGAUGUCACUCUUUCUAAUUGCUGAAAUAAUUGAUUCUUAAAUUAUGCAGAUUGCGCACUGACGUAGAGACAAUCAGUAAUCUGUCUGAGUGACACAACUUCCCAUUCACAAACCAACCCAGUACAACUCUGCUCACAAUACGAUUCAGUUCCAAGAUUUCCUAUCAUUUCUACGCUAAGAACAGUGCACAGAAAGUUUAUUAGCAUAAGUAAUAUCCACCCCGGUGUAGACGAUCGCGUCCGAAGGGUUGCGCAGCCUGACUAAUUACCAUACCCGACGGCGAGCGCGCGCGCACUCUCCGGUGAACGGUGUCACCCGGAUUCAGCGCAAAACGCUGAUCGAAUAUGAUUUAAUUAAACGAAACUGGCCUGGCUCGUGCGGCAAGCGUUGCGACAGCGAUCAGUACGACACAGAUCACAAUGCUGGACGGAUCAGCGUCGGCGAGCUUCGUUGGAUGGUGUCUGCCGGCGAUCGGGGUCGUCGCUUGCACCCUGUAUCUGUACGCGAAUCUCCAGGCUAUCGCGCAGAUGGUGUGGAGUAUGGCUUUCGGGAGUCGAGUACCGCUGCGCGAUCGCUACGGACCUUGGGCUGUCAUUACAGGAUCUUCCGAUGGUAUCGGGAAGGAGUACGCGAUCAACCUGGCUCGUGAGGGGCUUAACCUGAUAUUGAUCUCCAGGACGGGAGCGAAGCUAGCUCAACUUGCAGACAACAUACGUUCGCAGUACGAUGUACAAGUCCGCUGGAUCGCUGUGGACUUUGCCGAAGGCGAUGAUGUGUACGAUCGGAUACAGAAAGAGCUAGCCAACGUUGAUCUUGGAAUUCUAGUCAACAACGUUGGCAUGCUACACGAACAUCCGAUCGCAAUGGACGAACUCCCGCUGCAAGACCUGAAAGACACCUACAACGUCAACAUGAUGCCGCUGAUCCGUCUGACCUACAUGCUUCUCCCAAGCAUGAAGGCUCGCCGCCGCGGGAUGAUCGUCAACGUAACGUCCGCUUCCGGAUUCCUUCCAAUCCCCUACCUGAACAUGUACGCCGCCUCCAAGGCCUUCGUGACGAACUUUACGCUGGGUCUGAAGGAGGAAAUCCGUGGCAGUGGCGUCGACUGUCAGCUGGUCUUCCCGAUGUUUGUGGACACCAACCUGACCCAGCGGUGGCAGUCGACCAACAUGUGGCAGUACCUGUGCUCGGCAAAGGUCGUGCCGUACUCGAAGAUGGCCGUUUGGACGAUCGGAAGGGUCUUUAUCACGACCGGAUACUGGCAACAUGGGAUGUUGCUCAACAGUUCAAGUAAAACAAUGGUGGAGGUAGGGUUUGUGCUGGCUGCAGUUGGAGUCUGGGCAGGUGCGAAUUUCCUCUAUACGAGCGUCAAAUCUGUACUACAGAUCAUUUGGAGUGUUUGUUUUGGCGAUCGAAGACCCCUUGCGGAACGUUAUGGACCUUGGGCAGUCGUUACGGGAUCAUCCGAUGGUAUCGGCAAAGAGUAUGCCGUUAACCUAGCAAAAUAUGGUCUAAACGUUGUGCUAGUUUCAAGGACUGAAUCUAAGCUAAUCAAUGUGAAGGAGGAGAUCACUUCCCAGUACCCCAUCGAAGUCCGGAUCGUCCCCAUAGACUUUGCCCAAGGUCCAUCCGUGUACAAAACCAUCGAGAAUGCCCUCGAAGGUCUGGACAUCGGAAUCCUCGUGAACAACGUCGGAAUAGCUCACGAUCAUCCUCGUUACUUAGAAGAAAUCCCCUGGUACCAAAUCGAGCAAACCGUCUCCGUCAACCUCAUCCCCACGGUUAACCUGGUCCACAUGGUGCUCCCCCAAAUGAAAACCCGACGCCGGGGCAUGAUCGUGAACGUAACCUCGGCGGCAGGCAUUUUCCCAGUCCCGCUGGUCUCAACGUACGGCGCAACCAAACAGUUCCUGAACCGAUUCUCCCAAGCGUUGCAAGCGGAACUCGACGGAACCGGCGUCGAGUGCCAGCUCGUUCAUCCGAUGUUUGUCGCGACCAGCCUGAUCCAGCAGUGGGAAUCGCUCGGCAUUUACGGCAUUCUGUCUGCGCCGGUAGAACGGUACGGCAGGAUGGCAGUUUGGACGAUCGGGAAGGUCCGCGAGACUACCGGAUAUUGGGCGCAUGGAGUGCAGCUGGUGCUGCUUAAGGUACCGCCGCUGGUUAUUCUGAUGGCUAUAACGGCUUACUUGUUUAGGUACCUGAGGGAUAUGAAAAUUAAUGAGUUGGGAGCAAAAUGAGAGGAAAACUACAUGAUUUGAUAAAAUAAAAAAAAUGAUAAAUAAUAAA